Molecule: messenger RNA, 864 nt
Organism: Helobdella robusta
Lineage: Eukaryota; Metazoa; Annelida; Clitellata; Rhynchobdellida; Glossiphoniidae
Exons: 8
Molecular function (GO): zinc ion binding; carbonate dehydratase activity
Source: RefSeq, a predicted model, not a curated record
GUUUUCACAACGCAAUGGUCGCAAUGGUGGGCAUAUAGCGGGAUUUCAGGGCCUGAAUUUUGGGGCAACAUAAACCCGGAAUGGUACAUUUGUAACAGGGGCAAGCACCAAUCACCAAUCAGCAUCGAUCCGAGUCAGUUACUCUUUGACCCCAACCUCAAGCCCUUCAAAAUUGAUAAGCAUAAGCACAUCACUGGUCAUUUAAUAAACAAUGGCCGCUUCCUGACCAUCGCCAUUGACGUCAGCACCAUCGCCAAUUAUAUAAACAUAAGUGGCGGCCCACUGGCUUACUAUUACAGGGCUUCCAACAUACUGAUCUACUUCAGCAAGGAAGUAGACCAGCACGGAUCGGAGCAUCGGAUCACCGGAAUGAACUUUUCCGCUGAGAUACAAAUCCUGGGCUACAACUCCGAACUUUACGACAAUGCAACAUACUCAAUGAACGCUUCCAAUGGUAAUGUUGGCAUUGCUCUACUGCUUUCUGUCACUGACACGCCCAAUCAUAAUCUGAGUCCUAUAAUCGAUGCCCUUGACAACGUCAUGUUCAAGGGUAGGCCGCUAAACGUAACCAUCCGCAUGCCCCUGGGCGCGCUGAUCCCUCCAACCAUGGACUACAUGACCUACGAGGGCUCCUUCACGCACCCCAACUGUUUCGAAACUGUGACUUGGAUCAUCCCUAAUAAACCCCUCUACAUCGGCAAAGAACAGUUCAAGGCGUUCCAGAAACUGUACGACGGAGAACCUGGGAACGUGAGGUUGCCCCUGUACAACAAUGCCAGACCCACCACCCCACUGAACAACCGACCAAUCAGGACAAACAUCAGAUUGAAAUCAGAGGUACGUAGACGUAUGAGGGUGGGGUAA